Molecule: messenger RNA, 1937 nt
Organism: Sinocyclocheilus rhinocerous
Lineage: Eukaryota; Metazoa; Chordata; Actinopteri; Cypriniformes; Cyprinidae
Product: transmembrane protein with metallophosphoesterase domain-like
Exons: 4
Coding region: 392-1513 (373 amino acids)
Molecular function (GO): hydrolase activity
Source: RefSeq, a predicted model, not a curated record
CACACUUGUCACGCAGAAAGACGCUGUCAAAAGACCGACGUGUUUAUAUUUAUUUUUUAUAUAUUUUAUAUUUGUUUACACGAUUGCGAAUUGUGUAGUGGACGUUUAUCAAGCUUGAGUGUGUAGCAAUGUCUAUAUGCCCUUUUUAGUAGGAAACCGCAACAGUAUUCUUCGUGUUGUUAUCAUAGCAGCCAUCAAAGCUCUUGCAGCGUCUUUGUCUGCGGAAGUAGGUUUGUGUUGUUCUCUCCCAUGUCCCAGUUAAAGAGAAUGACUCAAAUGAAUUGACAGGUAUGAGGAGCUCUUUUAUCGUUCUUAUAAGUUAUACCGUGCUGUCAUAAGAAUGAAUGUAGUAUAGCUGCAACAGACUGUGCCGGGGUCAGUGACCGAGCACAUGACGGUCCGUAUGUUUGGAUUUGGGCGCCUCUCCGCCGAGGGGAAAGUAGGAAUCGCAUCGGGAGUUGUUUUUUUCUCUAUGCUUAUAUCCAGAACAUUACUCUCAGAGCGGGUGAACAAAAACACUCGCGCUUCGUUGUUUCGCGUUCAGUUUCUCCUCUUCAUCAACUCCCUGCUGCUCCUCGGCUCUCUCUACAUAUGGAAGCGCGUGGUGCGGCGACUGUGCGGAGCCAGAGGUGCACCUUCUGUCCCGCAGAGAUGUUGGCGUCUUCUUGUCCUGCUGUUUCUUACUCUGGUGCACGGGAGCUACCUAUGCAUGUUUUUCCUCGUGGACACUGAGCCACACUGGUUAUCAUUGCUGAGUUUCUCCUGUUUGGGCAUUUAUGUCAUCCUACUGUUCUUCCUGUUUGUUUUUGGCUGCCUUAUCCGCCUUCGCAGGCUUCUCUCCCGCAGCCGAGGAGGAGAAGAGGAUGCGGUCGCGAGCGGAUCAGUCAGUCAUAUAGUGUUGGCAAUGAUAUUAACAGCAAUACUGGCAGUGUAUGGGUUGGUAAAUGCAGCCCAGCCUCCACGAGUAAUUGAGGUGGAGAUCCCAGUAGAGAAGCUCCCUGAGUCUUUGAACGGGCUCAGGUUGGUGCUUCUGUCCGACAUACAUCUGGGACCUACAGUAGGCCGCUCCAAACUACAGCGCAUUGUGACUAUGGUGAAUGAGCUGAACCCAGAUGUGGUGGUGAUUGUCGGUGACCUGACUGACUCUCAGGUGACUCGAUUGAAGAGCGCUGCAGAACCACUGGGACAGAUGAAGGCUCAACUGGGCUCCUAUUUUGCUACAGGCAAUCAUGACUACUACACUGCCGAUGUUGAAGGCUGGUUUGAGCUCUUGCGCUCAAUGGGGAUUCAGUCUCUUCAUAACAGCCAUGCAAAAGUGUUCCGUCCUACACACGCUGGUCAGCUGUUCCCCCUCACCAUCCUGGCAUUCCUGAUGAAUCCAUUUUUCUGUGGACUCUACCGUGUCUCUGAACACACUAUGGUCUAUGUGACCCCUGGAACCGGUCAUUAUGGCAUUCCGAUGAGAAUUGCAAGCCGUUCAGAAAUUACAAACAUUAUAUUGAAACGUGCUUGAGAGCCUCACACUGUGCAGUGCAGGGAUCAAACACACAAUCGCAUCCAUACAUGUUCAUUACCUCAUUUCCCUGCAUGCUGUCACAGUUAUACAUGUAUUACAUAGUAAUGUAUGCAUAAUAUAUCGGUCAAAUAUACUAGAGUUUGCACUACAAUUUGCUUGAGCAAUCUUACAAGCGAUCUGUUUUACUAUAGAGAAUGAGACAUUUUACACGUUUUAGUUGCCAUCUAUUUUCUUAAUGUGGUAUUGUAAUUUGUUUGCCAAAACAUGCUAAAAAUCCAAGCACUUUAAUAUUUGAAUAUUCACAUUCCAAAAGUGCCAGUUUAUUUUAAAUUACUAGAUGUAUUUUUACUGUUUUACUCAGGCCCCUUUCAUCAGUUUUAAUGAUAGUUCAUUACAAAAUUAAAAAAAUUAAUUCAGUGCA